Rhodotorula graminis WP1 is the source of this 569-nucleotide messenger RNA. RefSeq lists its product as uncharacterized. Lineage: Eukaryota; Fungi; Basidiomycota; Microbotryomycetes; Sporidiobolales; Sporidiobolaceae. The transcript is spliced from 2 exons. Bases 1 to 471 code for a protein of 156 amino acids. The record is from RefSeq and is a predicted model, not a curated record. Gene Ontology annotation, biological process: respiratory electron transport chain.
AUGUUCCGCGCGACCCGCAUCCUCCUCGCCGCCGCACCCCAGGCCUCCAAGGCCGCCCCCUCGUCGCUCCGCACCAAGCUCUCGACCGGCAUCACUGGCAUCGCCGUCCACCCCGAGCCCCUCUCUGCGCUCGUCGACUCGUACAAGUCGACCCUCAGCGUCCUCGACAUGAUCCCCGCAUCCGCCGUCUACCGCCAGAGCGCAGAGGCCAUCACCCGCGAGCGGCUCGCGGCCGUCGAGCGCCUCGGAGGCGACGGCGACGAGGCGAGCAUCGAGCAGGUCGAGCAGGCCAUCGGCGCCGGCAUUGUCGAGGAGCUCCUCAUGCAGGCCACCGACGAGCUCAAGCUCGCCGCCAAGAUGAUCGAGUUCAAGUCGUGGGAGGAGCUUGAGGAGGCGCCGGCACCAGGGCAGUGGGAGCCCUUCCGCGUCACCCCGUCCACCACCACCGCCGACGACCUCCACCCGAACUAGAGCGGCAUGGGCGAGGGCGGCGGCAGUGUACGAGGAGGGAGCGGCGAGGGUAUGUCGACGGGACCGGCAGUAAUGGAACCUCGGCAGUCUACGCAACA